GUUAUACUUCAGGGCGUGCUUUUGAAAAGUGGCUACAUGUUGUGUAAUAUUUUAGUUGUUAAUUGUAGUAAAUACACCGUGCUGUUUAUCUCGUGGCAGCUUGUCUUUUAAGUAAAAUAUAGCUCUACGAACAAGCAAUGGCCUGCGUUAUUGUGGGGUGUAAAUCUCAUUCUUCUCGUAAAGCAAAUGAAACUGAAAUCAUCAGCUAUCAUCGAUUCCCCACAGAUGAUGCUAUGAGGCAAAAAUGGAUCAUUGCCAUAGCUCGUCCCAAUUGGAAUUGGAAAAAACAGGACCGUGUUUGCUCUAAACAUUUCGAAAAAGACAAUUUUAUAAACAUUGAUCAUAAAUGGCGCAGACUAAAACCUAAUGCUGUCCCCUCAUUACAUCUACGUUCAGAGAUGAAUGUUAUAUCGACGUCCUCUACUAGCUUCAAUGCUGUAUCGACAUCCAGUUCAAUCAGUAUGUCAGCAGUGCAACAGCAAACUGAUUUAAUAUAUCGGGUGUUAAAAUUAGAAAAAGAUAAUGAAAGACUUCAGAAAAUUGCUAGACAAAGAUUGUUAAAGAUAAAUUCUUUACGACAAAAAACCAGACGUUUAAAGAAAACAAAUAUUGAUUUGCAUACCCGCUUAAUGGAUUUACUUAAAAAUGAGGGAAUAGAAGCGGAAAUUGCUGUUAUUGGAAUCUGUGAUGGAUAACCCGAUAAUAAGAUAUUUGACAAAACAAAUGGGUGACAAUACGUGUGAAUUCAGCUUAGAAAUGAAAAAAUCUGCAGUAAUGUUCAAUUACUUAUCACCACGUGCCUAUACUUUCUUGCGCAGCGAGUUAAAGGAUAUUUUACCACAUCCAAAAACUAUUGGAAAACGGUAUCAGACCAUCGACUGCAAUCCAGGAUUUACAGUCGAAGCCAUUGAUGCAAUCAGGGAAAGAGUAAAAUAAAAAAAUGGGAAACCUUUAUAUUGUGCAUUGCCACUAGAUGAAAUGGCUCUGCGAAAAUUGGUUGAGUGGGAUGGAACUAAUUAUUUGGCUUUGUUAAUAUCGGCUGUGAUCUUGAUUCCCAUGACAUACCAUUAGCGAAAGAAGCUUUAGUGUUUACUAUAACAGCCAUUAACAACACAUGGAAAAUCCCUGUUGGAUAUUUUUUGAUAAAUUCUAUUACCGCCCAACAGAAAGCAAUGCUAGUACUGCAAUGUGUAUCAUUAUUGGCUGAAAUUGGGUACAAUAUUGUAACUCUUACUUUCCACGGCGCUCCUACCAACAAAGCUAUUUCGAGUCAUUUGGGAUGUGAUUUAUUAAAUUAUUUUUUCAUUCAAAAUGAUCACAAAAUAUAUUUGUGGCCUGGUCCAUGCCAUAACAUAAAGUUAAUACGAAACACAUUCGGUGACAAAAAAGUUCUCAUAGAUUGCCAAGGCAAUAAAAUAUCUUGGUUUUAUAUUGUACUAUUACAUAAAAUGCAAAACAACGAAGGACUACAUUUAGGCACAAAAUUAAAAAAAGACCACAUCGAAUAUGUAAAACAAAAAAUGAAGGUACGCUUAGCGACGCAACUUUUAAGUGCAAGUCAGUGCAAGUGUUGCAGAUGCACUAGAAUUUUGUAGGGACAUUGGGAUCCCUAGCAUAGAU
Molecule: messenger RNA, 1620 nt
Organism: Manduca sexta (tobacco hornworm)
Lineage: Eukaryota; Metazoa; Arthropoda; Insecta; Lepidoptera; Sphingidae
Product: THAP domain-containing protein 2
Exons: 3
Coding region: 138-695 (185 amino acids)
Source: RefSeq, a predicted model, not a curated record